GAGAGAAAAGAAAGCAAAAGUUGUAUAGCACAAGCAGAAUGGACAUGCUAAUUGGAUGCCUGCACAUCCAAAUAGCCCUUGUCAUCCUGCUCCUGCUUACCCAGACCAGCUCCACGGAGACCUCGUCCUACGGCAAGAACACAGCAAGCUGUUUCGUGAGCGAGAGGUCUGCUCUUCUCGCCUUCCGUGCAGGUUUGUCGGACCCUGCAGAGCGCCUUUCGUCAUGGAAGGGCGAGCGCUGCUGCCAGUGGAAGGCCGUGCAGUGCAGCAACAGAACCAGUCAUGUUAUAAAGCUUGACCUCCACAGCCAUGCUUGGUCGAUUUAUUUCAAUGGAAUAAGAGCGUACACAGAGCCUGAGGAUGCACUGGGAGGCAGCAUAAGCUCCUCGUUGCUGGGCUUACGACACCUGCGGUAUCUCGACCUGAGCCGAAACAUGUUUGUUGGAGCACGAAUCCCGGAGUUCUUGGGCUCUCUCCCCAAGCUGAGAUACCUUGACCUAUCUGGUGCAAGAUUCGUUGGAAUGGUACCACCACAAUUGGGUAAUCUCUCCAAUUUACGCUAUUUAAAUCUCGAUUCAGAUUAUGGCGAUGUGUAUUCCAAAGAUAUCACCUGGUUGUCACGGUUGUCUUCUCUUGAGAACCUAAGGAUGGCGAAGGUGAAUCUCAGUACUGUCACAGGCUGGCCUUCGGUGGUGAACAUGAUUCCAUCUCUUAGAGUCGUCGAUCUGUCUGGAUGCGAGCUUAGUGACAGCCCUAAUCCUCCCUUGCACAAUAACCUAACAUCUCUUGAAACUCUCAACAUAAGGAAUAAUGAUAUCUAUGAGCAGAUUGCGACAAACUGGCUUUGGGAUCUAGCUAGCCUCAAGUAUCUAGAUAUCUCAUACAACAGUUUCUAUGGCCCGCUGCCGUACAAGAUAGGUAAUUUGACCUCCAUCGUGGAGCUUCGGUUACCAGGGAAUAAUCUUGUGGGCAUGAUACCAUCUAAUAUGAAGAACCUGUGCAAUUUAAAGGCGCUAGAGUUGACUUCAAACAACAUCAAUGGGAGUAUAACAGAAUUAUUUGAUCAGUUACAAGGUUGUUCAUGGAAAAGCCUAGAAACACUUUUCAUACCAAACUGCAAUCUAACUGGAAGGCUGCCAACUACACUGGAACCCUUAAGAAACCUGAGCAUUCUGGAUCUCAGUGGUAACAAGCUCACAGGUCCAGUGCCACUUUGGAUAGGAGAGCUUGCCAAUCUAACAGAGUUGACACUCAGCUACAACAAACUGGAUGGGGUUAUACAUGAAGGACAUCUAUCAGGCCUUUAAAGACUAGAGAAAUUGUGUUUAUCAGGCAACCCUAUAGCUAUCACUGUGAAUUCAACUUGGGUUCCUCCUUCCAAUUUAACGAACAUCCAACUUCGGUCCUGCUGGGUAGGCCCUAAAUUCCCAACUUGGCUUAGAUGGCAAACAAGUUUAUUCAAUCUUGAUAUCUCAAACACAAGCAUAUCUGAUGUGGUUCCUGAUUGGUUUUGGAAAUCAGCAUCUUCAGCAACGAUUAUAAAUAUGAGACAGAAUCAGAUUCAUGGAUCCCUCCCAUCCACAAUGGAAUUCAUGGCAGUAAUUGACAUGGACUUGAGCUCCAACCAAUUAAGUGGCCCACUACCUAAGCUUCCUACCACUCUAAGCAGCUUAGAUAUAUCUAAGAACAAUUUAUCUGGGCCUCUGCCAUUAGACUUAGGAGCAUCAGAGCUAGCAGUACUUAUUCUAUUUGACAAUUCCAUUUCUGGUGCAAUUCCAUCCUCUUUGUGCAAAAUACAGUCUCUACAGCUGUUGGAUAUCUCAGGAAACAAAUUAACCGGGUCAAUUCCUGAUUGCAUAGUCAAUUCAAGCGCCAAGAACUCCACACAAUUGAGGAUUUCUAAUUUAAGCCUAAGAAACAACAAACUAUCAGGAAAAUUUCCUUCAUUUCUUCAGAAGUGCAAAAAUCUUUUCUUUCUUGAUCUUGCUCAUAAUCAAUUUUCUGGGACACUACCGGCAUGGAUUGGGGAAGACUUGCCAUUUUUGGUAUUCUUACGGUUGCGGUCCAAUUUGUUUUCUGGUCAUAUUCCAGUUGAGCUCACAAAACUAGUGGCUCUUCAGUAUUUUGACGUUGCAGACAACAACCUAUCAGGUGGCAUACCAAAAUCUAUGGAGAGUUUUCAUAGAAUGAGGAUCAAGCAGGAUAACGAACAAAAUUUUUCCAUGGCUAUUACUUUUGGCACAGGCCUUGAAGAGAAUGAAUUGAACAAUUAUAUUGAGAAUGUCACAGUAGUCACAAAAGGUCAGGAACGACUAUAUACGGGCGAAAUUAUAUAUAUGGUGAAUAUUGAUUUGUCCUGCAACCAUCUUACUGGGGAGAUUCCUGAAAUGGUUAGCACUCUUGUUGCACUGACAAACCUAAACUUUUCAUGGAACAGCUUGAGUGGAGAAAUUCCUGAGAAAAUUGGCUCAUUGUCCCAAUUGGAGUCCCUCGAUCUGUCACACAACAUGCUCUCUGGUAUGAUUCCCAAUAGCAUAACAUCUCUUACCUACUUGAGCCACAUGAACUUGUCCUACAACAAUCUUUCUGGAAGAAUACCAAAAGGAAAUCAACUUGAUGUUCUUGAAGACCCUGCCUCCAUGUAUAUUGGGAACAUAGGUCUUUGUGGGGAUCCUCUACCAAAUUGCUCUGUCAAUGCUGACCCUGGAAUUCGUCGAGAUGAUUUGGACAAGGUGUCCUUUCUGCUCGGCAUGAUCAUUGGUUUUGUGGUUGGCCUCUUGCCAGUAUUCUACUUGAUGCUCUUCAGUAGUAGAUGGAGAAAUACUUACUUCGCCACUGUUGACGGCUUGUACGACAGAGUGUAUGUUCAAGUAGCUGUAGCUUGCAGGAGGCUAUGAACGGCAAGUUAGUUAUGAAUGGCCAGUAUAAGUUAGUUAUUUAAUAGAUCCUUGCAAAAAAAAUUAGAUAAGUACCCUGUCUGGCAAUAAAUAUCUGGUGAUUAGGAUUGAAA
This is a messenger RNA of Oryza brachyantha (malo sina), 3010 nucleotides long. RefSeq names its product receptor-like protein EIX2. Gene Ontology annotation, molecular function: protein binding. NCBI's taxonomy places the organism in Eukaryota, Viridiplantae, Streptophyta, Magnoliopsida, Poales, Poaceae. The transcript is spliced from 2 exons. The record is from RefSeq and is a predicted model, not a curated record.